Molecule: messenger RNA, 642 nt
Organism: Coffea arabica (coffee)
Lineage: Eukaryota; Viridiplantae; Streptophyta; Magnoliopsida; Gentianales; Rubiaceae
Source: RefSeq, a predicted model, not a curated record
AUGACCGACUUUUUGGCUCAUGUGGUGGAGCAACAAGGUCCAAACCCUAAUCCCAACCCUGGAAACCCUAGUAACCACGUGGAAAGCGAAGACAGGGCCCUCGAAAGGUUUCAGAAGUUUUCCCCACCGAAGUUUAUUGGGGGGCCCGAUCCGGAUGUAGCCGAAAGAUGGCUAGAAAAGAUGGUAGACAUCUUUGAUGCCCUACACCAUACGGAAGAGAGGCAGGUGACUUUUCCUGUCUUCCAACUGGAAGGGGCAGCCCGUUCCUGGUGGAACGUAAUAAGACAGAAAUGGGACCGAGAACAAACGCCCAGGACAUGGGUGAACUUCAUGAGGGAGUUCAACGGCAAAUUCUUUCCUCCUCUAGUUCAAGAACGGAAGGAAGACGAAUUUAUCCGGCUUCGCCAAGGGACCCAGAUUGUCGCCGAGUACGAGAGCCAAUUUACGACACUAUCCAAAUUUGCACCUGAACUCAUCAUGACCGAACAACGAAGAAUAAGGCGCUUUGUCCAGGGCCUGAACAUGGAGAUCCAGAAGGAUCUAGCUGUAGCCCAGAUUAACGCCUUCAGUGAUGCAGUGGAGAUGGCUCAACAAGUAGAGAAUGCACGGCUACAAGUAAGAAACUUCCAGGCUAAAAAGUGA